AUGGAGGAGGCUGAGCACGUGCCCCCAGAGCUGUGGGAGCCCUUCUAUACCGACCAGUAUGCACAGGAGCACGUGAAGCCCCCGGUGACGCGGCUCCUGCUCUCGGCCGAGCUCUACUGCCGGGCCUGGCGCCAGGCGCUGCCGCAGCUCGAGACACCCCCCAGCCCUUCUGCGCUGCUGGCCCUGCUUGCUCGGAGGGGCACGGUGCCCGCGCUGCCAGAGCGCCCGGUGCGUGAGGCGGACCUGAAGCACCAGCCCAUUCUCAUGGGAGCCCACCUGGCUGUCAUCGACGCCCUCAUGGUUGCCUUUGCCUUCGAGUGGACAAAGACGCUGCCGGGUCCCUUGGCCCUGACCAGCUUGGAGCACAAGCUCCUUUUCUGGGUGGACACGACGGUCCGGCGGCUGCAGGAAAAGACGGAGCAGGAAGCUGCCCAGCGAGCUUCUCCCGCCGCCCCUACAGAUGGGGCGGCCCCAUCUCAGCCCUCGUGCCCCACACGCUGGUACUGGAAGCUGGUUCCUCACGCAAUUGCCUUCUGUUUGAAGGAGUCGGGGAGCAAACCCCCCAUGAUCCGAUACCGCAAGGACCGUGCUGUGGCCCGACGCGCCCCCUGCUUUCCGACCGUGACUACGCUUCAGGACUUGGCCAGUGGGGCUGCGCUGGCUGCCACAAUCCACUGCUAUUGUCCCCAGCUGUUGCGACUCGAGGAGGUGUGCCUCAAGGACCCCAUGUCCGUGGCGGACAGCCUGUACAACCUCCAGCUGGUGCAAGAUUUCUGUGCCUCCCGCCUCCCGCGGGGCUGCCCUCUUUCCCUGGAGGACUUGCUUUAUGUCCCACCACCGCUCAAGGUCAACCUGGUCGUGCUGCUGGCCGAGAUGUUCAUGUGCUUUGAGGUGCUCAAGCCCGACUUCGUGCAGGCCAAGGACUUGCCCGACGGUCACGCCGCCUCCCCCCGGGGCACCGAGGCCUCCCAACCUCAGAAUGGCGGUGGCAGCAGUUCUCCCGUCUUCAACUUCCGCCACCCGCUCCUGUCACCAGGCGGCCCCCAGUCUCCGCUCCGAGGAUCCACAGGCUCCCUGAAGUCCUCCCCGUCCAUGUCCCACAUGGAGGCCCUCGGCAAGGCCUGGAACCGGCAGCUCAGCCGUCCCCUCUCCCAGGCUGUGUCAUUCAGCACCCCCUUUGGCCUGGACAGCGACGUGGACGUCGUCAUGGGAGACCCUGUCCUCCUCCGCUCGGUCAGCUCGGACAGUCUGGGUCCCCCUCGUCCUGUGCCGGCCCGGACCCCCACCCAGCCGCCCCCGGAGCCUGGUGACCUGCCUACCAUCGAGGAGGCCCUGCAGAUCAUCCACAGCGCCGAGCCCCGGCUGCUCCCAGACGGGGCUGCUGACGGCAGCUUCUACCUCCACUCCCCAGAGGGGCCCUCCAAGCCAGCCCUGGCCCCCCCCUACCUGCCCGAGGGGGCCUCCAAACCUCUGUCCGACGGGCCCACCAAAGCACCCGUCUACCUGCCGCACCCCGAGGCCCCCUCGAAACCAUCUCCCUGCCCGGUGGGGGAGGUAUCGAAAUCGCCAGUCCCCCCUGAGGGCUCCCCGGUGGCCACCAACUCUGAAGUGAAGAUGACCAGCUUCGCCGAACGCAAGAAGCAGCUGGUGAAGGCAGAGGCUGAGGCCGGAGCAGGGUCCCCCACGUCUACCCCAGUCCCACCCGAGGCCCUGAGCUCUGAGAUGAGUGAGCUGGGGGCCCGGCUGGAGGAGAAGCGCAGGGCCAUAGAGGCUCAGAAGCGGCGGAUCGAGGCCAUCUUCGCCAAGCACCGCCAGCGCCUGGGCAAGAGCGCCUUCCUGCAGGUGCAGCCCCGGGAGGCCUCGGGGGAUGCGGAUGUGGAGGCAGAGCCCUGCCUGGCCCCUGGUGGGGAGCGGCCGGCAGGCGAGGGCCAGGGCGAGCCGACCUCCAGGCCCAAGUCAGUGACCUUCUCCCCGGAGCUGGGCCCGGUGCCCCCCGAGGGACUGGGGGAGUACAACCGAGCGGUCAGCAAGCUGAGUGCUGCGCUGAGCUCGCUGCAGCGGGACAUGCAGAGGCUCACGGACCAGCAGCAGCGGCUCCUGGCCCCGCCGGAGGCCCCCGGACCCGCCCCACCCCCUGCUGCCUGGGUCAUCCCUGGCCCCACGACAGGGUCCAAGGCCGCAUCCCCCAGCCCUGCCCGGCGCACCCUGGCCGCCCGACGCAGCCCUGGGCCUGGGCCCAGCCCAGCGCCCCGCAGCCCGAAGCACGCGCGGCCGGCAGAGCUGCGGCUGGCGCCCCUGACCAGGGUGCUCACGCCACCCCACGACGUGGACAGCCUCCCCCACCUGCGCAAGUUCUCGCCGAGCCAGGUGCCCGUGCAGACGCGCUCCUCCAUCCUCCUGGCCGAGGGGCCGCCUCCCGAGGAGCCCGUGGCCCGGCCCAGCCUCAUUGAGAUCCCGCUGGGCAGCCUGGAAGAGCCCCCCGCUGGGGACGAGGGUGACGGGAGCCCCCCUGGUGCCGAGGAUUCGUUGGAGGAAGAGGUGUCUUCAGAGGGGGAGCCCCGGGCCGGGCUGGGGUUCUUCUACAAGGACGACGACAAGCCUGAGGAUGAGAUGGCGCAAAAGCGGGCCAGCCUGCUGGAGCGGCAGCAGCGGCGGGCGGAGGAGGCGAGGCGGCGCAAACAGUGGCAGGAGGCGGAGAAGGAGCAGCGGAGGGAGGAGGCUGUGAGGCUAGCCCAGGAGGAGGCCCCUGCAGCUCCCGCAGCCCCCACGGCGACCCCGGCCCCCGCCGCUCGGGCCCCAGCCGAGGAGGAGGUGGGCCCCCGGCGCGGGGAGUUCACGCGGCUGGAGUACGAGCGCCGGGCCCAGCUGAAGCUGAUGGACGACCUCGACAAGGUGCUGCGGCCCCGGGCCGCGGGGACCGGGGGGCCGGGUCGGGGCGGGCGGAGGGCCCCCCGGCCACGCUCUGGUUGCUGCGAUGACUCGGCCUUGGCGCGAAGCCCAGCCCGCGGACUGCUGGGUUCUCGGCUCAGCAAGAUCUACUCCCAGUCCACCCUGUCCUUGUCCACUGUGGCCAACGAGGCCCCCAAUAACCUCGGUGUGAAGAGACCGACGUCUCGGGCUCCAUCCCCAUCAGGCCUUAUGUCCCCGAGCCGCCUGCCUGGUAGCCGUGAGCGCGACUGGGAGAACGGCAGCAACGCCUCCUCCCCGGCGUCGGUGCCCGAGUACACAGGUCCGCGGCUGUACAAGGAGCCCAGCGCCAAGUCCAACAAGUUCAUCAUCCACAACGCCCUGUCGCACUGCUGCCUGGCAGGCAAGGUGAACGAGCCACAGAAGAACCGCAUUCUCGAGGAAAUUGAGAAGAGCAAGGCCAACCACUUCCUGAUCCUCUUUCGAGACUCGAGCUGCCAGUUCCGGGCGCUCUACACGCUGUCAGGGGAGACGGAGGAGCUGUCGCGGCUGGCGGGCUACGGGCCCCGGACCGUCACGCCUGCCAUGGUCGAGGGUAUCUACAAGUACAACUCGGACCGCAAGCGCUUCACCCAGAUCCCCGCCAAGACCAUGUCCAUGAGCGUCGAUGCCUUCACCAUCCAGGGACACCUCUGGCAGAGCAAGAAGCCCACCACUCCCAAGAAGGGCGGCAGCACCCCCAAAUAGCCCCGCCCCCUGGAGGACAGUCCGUUGGUAUUCCUGGGUCCUGUCUGUCCCCAACUUUGUCUGGGGGGGGCUGGAGUCCCCACCCCCUGACUUGAGUCCAGUCCUGCUGUGGGGGGGCUGAGCUGGGAGGUUCAGGGACUCAGGGCUCAGCUCAGUCCCCUUGUCUGUCCUCCCCACCUUCUUGAAUAAAAUAAUUUAAUGAGAAG
Propithecus coquereli (Coquerel's sifaka) is the source of this 3860-nucleotide messenger RNA. It is a transcript of the gene CAMSAP3, whose product is annotated as calmodulin regulated spectrin-associated protein family, member 3. Gene Ontology annotation, biological process: neuron projection development; cytoplasmic microtubule organization; negative regulation of microtubule depolymerization. Gene Ontology annotation, cellular component: microtubule minus-end. The record is from RefSeq and is a predicted model, not a curated record. The coding region runs from base 1 to 3654 and encodes 1217 amino acids. Gene Ontology annotation, molecular function: calmodulin binding; microtubule minus-end binding; spectrin binding. The transcript has 19 exons. Lineage: Eukaryota; Metazoa; Chordata; Mammalia; Primates; Indriidae.